Messenger RNA from Carcharodon carcharias (great white shark), 954 nucleotides. Its product is annotated as molybdopterin synthase catalytic subunit. The record is from RefSeq and is a predicted model, not a curated record. Bases 16 to 522 code for a protein of 168 amino acids. Gene Ontology annotation, molecular function: molybdopterin synthase activity. The transcript has 5 exons. Gene Ontology annotation, cellular component: cytosol. Gene Ontology annotation, biological process: Mo-molybdopterin cofactor biosynthetic process. NCBI's taxonomy places the organism in Eukaryota, Metazoa, Chordata, Chondrichthyes, Lamniformes, Lamnidae.
AACUCAUUCAAAGUUAUGCUAUCCAUCCAUACCUUAACUCUUAUUACCAUGUAUGAAUUGGAUGACAAACCAAAGGAUUUGAUAAAAGUGACAUAUGAGAAGCUUUCCACAGAUGAAGUUGCAGAAUCAGUAAAAUCUCCAUCUUGCGGAGCAGUGUCUUUGUUUAUUGGUACAACUAGGAACAAUUUUGAAGGAAAGAAAGUUGUUCGACUUGAAUAUGAAGCUUAUAUUUCAAUGGCUGAAAAUGAAAUAAAAAAAAUUUGCAGAGAUAUAAGGAAUAAAUGGCCAAUGAUUCAGCACAUCAGUGUCCAUCACAGACUUGGAGUGGUUGAUAUAACCGAAGCAAGUGUGAUCAUUGCCAUCUCCUCUCCACACAGGAAUGAGUCUAUUGAAGCAGUGAAGUAUUGCAUUACUGCUUUGAAAGCAACAGUCCCAAUAUGGAAAAAGGAGAUUUAUGAUACGGAAGAAUAUACCUGGAAGCAAAAUAAAGAAUGUCAGUGGACACAAAAUAGACAGAAGUAAUUAGAACUCAAUGUAACCCUGAAGAAGUAUCAUCACACUGUCUGUUGCCAAAGCAUUUAACCUUUUGAAUUGGAAUUAAGUGAUGGAUGCAUUAAUUGUAAUUGGUGAUUUGCCUUUGCACUUAUACUUGUACGUACAAGUAUGGCUAAUGACACGCAUACUCUGUAAUUCUAUACUACUUGACCAGAAAAAUAUGUAUAGUCUUUCCAUGUUACGACCUUGGUAGUGCAAAUUAACUGCUUAUCAAUAUAUAUAUAUUUUUGAACAAGCAUAUCCAAUAAUGUUAGUCAAAACUAAAUUCUGAAGAUAAUCAUGUUCAGAUCAAAGGGAACUCUAAAUUUUAAUGUGAAAGCUGUUGCGUGCUCCCUCAGUUUGUAACUGUAUUUAAUUCUGAAGAUGAAUUAAGUUUUGUCAAUUAAAAACAUAAUACUG